AUGAGUAACUACCAGCAAGGCGGCCAGGGUUAUGGCACCUACAAUCCCUACGGACAAGCAGGAAAUCCCUACGCUCAGGGGGGCAAUGGCAAUGAAGCAUAUGGCAAUCAGGGAAACUAUAGUGAACGCCCCGAGCCCCAGCAACAAGGGAGCAGCUAUUACGCUCAAGAUGAACAGCGGCAAGGCGGUUACGAAAUGAGAAACAUGAACGGCGCCGACCCGAACCGGAUUCUCAAUGAAUGCCGGGCUGUCGAUCAAGCUAUCGAUGAAAUCGAGGCGGAUCUACAGCGUCUCAAGGGCCUCCAAGCACGAUACCUCGCAGACACCAAUACAUCCGCCCAAUCGCCGUUGCGCGUGGAGGUUGAUCGGACGGGAGAAACAAUCAUGACAAAGUACCGUGGUCUCGUCAGCCGCGUCAAGAACAUCAAGCACCAACCGGAGUCCGGGAACCCGCGCAAUGCUCCCCAGGUGGGCAAAAUUGAUCGAAGGCUGAAGACUGCGAUCAAUCAGUACCAACAAGUUGAGCGCGAAUUCCGGAAAGCGUCUCAAGAACAGAUGGCGAGACAAUAUCGGAUCGUCCGCCCCGAUGCCUCCGACGCGGAAGUGCGCGAAGCUGUUGAAGAUCCCAAUAACCAACAAAUCUUUUCUUCUGCCUUGAUCCAGAGCGACCGACGCGGUGAAGCACAGUCUGUCGCACGAAACGUCUCGCAACGUCACGAAGAUAUCCAGAAGAUUGAACGACAGAUGAUUGAGCUUGCCCAGCUCUUCCAAGACCUCGAGGCAUUGGUGGUGCAGCAAGAGCCCGCGGUCACCCAGAUCGAGGAGCAAGGCGAGCAAGUCGCAGAACAUGUGUCCAAGGCAAAUGUUGAGCUCGAGGGUGCGGUCGUCAAAGCCCGAGCUGCCCGCCGCAAGAAGUGGAUGUGCUUAGGCAUUGUCGUUCUCAUUAUCAUCAUUAUUGUUGUGGUCGUGGCGGUGGCUGUUACUGUUACGAAAAAUUAG
Messenger RNA from Fonsecaea nubica, 999 nucleotides. RefSeq lists its product as hypothetical. The coding region runs from base 1 to 999 and encodes 332 amino acids. Gene Ontology annotation, cellular component: endomembrane system; SNARE complex; plasma membrane. The record is from RefSeq and is a predicted model, not a curated record. NCBI's taxonomy places the organism in Eukaryota, Fungi, Ascomycota, Eurotiomycetes, Chaetothyriales, Herpotrichiellaceae. The transcript has 4 exons. Gene Ontology annotation, molecular function: SNAP receptor activity; SNARE binding. Gene Ontology annotation, biological process: intracellular protein transport; vesicle fusion; exocytosis.